Tribolium madens (black flour beetle) is the source of this 1323-nucleotide messenger RNA. It is a transcript of the gene Cyt-c1, whose product is annotated as cytochrome c1, heme protein, mitochondrial. The coding region runs from base 196 to 1116 and encodes 306 amino acids. The record is from RefSeq and is a predicted model, not a curated record. Gene Ontology annotation, biological process: mitochondrial electron transport, ubiquinol to cytochrome c. NCBI's taxonomy places the organism in Eukaryota, Metazoa, Arthropoda, Insecta, Coleoptera, Tenebrionidae. The transcript is spliced from 5 exons. Gene Ontology annotation, molecular function: heme binding; electron transfer activity.
GUAGAGCAAAAGUCCCCAGUUGGCACUAUUACGUAAAGCUGUCAAAAUUCUGUUAUCCUUCCCUUGGAACGAAGUCGUUCACGUGAAGGAUAAACUUUGGCUUUUCUCCUUCAGUUUAUGCAUUUGUUGCAUAUUUCGACUCCUUUUGGUUAUUAGACGGGGAAUUUUGUUGACCUGUUACCACCCUUAGUCAACAUGGCUGCGAGUGUUGGAAGGAUUUGCGGUGCAGGACUCCUGAAACCGUCCUGCGGGAAAACAGUAACUCAGAUCAGUUCCUUUUCAACAACAAGGGAAUGGACCAGGGGUCGAAAAGCUUUACUAGGGACUUUGGGAGUGCUGGCUGGGGGCGCCGGUGCUUUGGUUUUCGCCCUUGAACAAUCAGUCAAAGCCUCAGACCUUGAGUUGCACCCCCCUAAAAACCCAUGGAGCCAUAACGGUAUUCUCAGCUCACUUGACCACGCCAGUGUGAGAAGGGGGUACCAAGUGUACAAACAAGUGUGUGCCGCCUGUCACUCCAUGAGAUUCAUAGCUUAUCGUAAUUUAGUUGGAGUGUCACACACCGAAGAUGAAGCUAAAGCCGAAGCCGAAGAAAUCAUGGUGACUGACGGCCCCGACGAGAACGGAAACAUGUUCCAAAGACCGGGAAAAUUAUCCGACUAUUUCCCCAAUCCUUACGCCAACGAGGAGGCUGCGCGUGCCGCCAACAACGGGGCUUUCCCGCCGGAUCUUAGCUACAUCGUCUUGGCCCGUCACGGAGGGGAGGAUUACAUUUUCUCUCUAUUGACCGGCUACUGCGACGCUCCUGCUGGGGUUGUUAUGAGGGAAGGACAAUACUACAACCCCUACUUCCCCGGUGGGGCUAUUUCAAUGGCACAAGCCUUGUUCAAUGAAGUAAUAGAAUAUGAAGACGGGACACCUGCAACUGCCAGUCAAUUAGCAAAAGAUGUCGCCACUUUCCUCAAGUGGACUUCAGAACCAGAAUUUGACGACCGCAAAAGAAUGGUCAUUAAAGCCACUGGAAUAUUUACACUACUCAUCGGGAUUGUUUACUACAUGAAGAGACAUAAGUGGGUUUCCCUCAAAACGCGGAAAAUUGAAUUUAAACCGAAGAAGUAAAUAUAUAGUUGAAAACUCUUAGCGUGACGUUACUGGCUAGUUCUUUCUAAGCAAAUGUAAAAUUUAAUUUUAUAAGGUUUAUUUGUCCCCGUCAUGAUGUAAAUAACUAGGAAAUUUAAUAUAUGAUUCGUUUUAUUUGGCCUUUAGCGAUUUCCAUUGCCAUUUCAAUAUUGUCACGUUAUUUGUUAAUAUAUUAUUUAAAACUUA